ACACUCCUUCUAUUCCCUAUAUAUAUAUAUAACUUUGCAUGCACAUCAUCACUCAUAUACUUCUCUUGGCUUCUUUUGCUUCCUUCUCUCUCUCUAUACAUAUUUGCCUCCUAUUUGCCAACCAAAUCAAAUUAAAGGAACCAUAAUUAAUAUGGGGAUUGAGGUACUUAUUAUUAAUAGUGUUCUCCUUAUAGGGUUUGCGGUUGCUGCAUCCGCAGGUAACUUCAACCAAGACUUUGAAAUUACAUGGGGUAAUGACCGUGCCAAAGUUCUCAACAACGGACAGCUUCUGACGCUGUCCCUUGACAAGGCCUCCGGCUCCGGCUUCCGUUCCCGGAACGAGUACCUGUUUGGAAAGAUCGACAUGCAGCUUAAACUUGUUCCUGGUAAUUCAGCAGGCACAGUCACAGCCUAUUAUCUAAGUUCACUUGGUGACACUCACGAUGAGAUAGACUUUGAAUUUCUGGGGAACUUGAGUGGUGAACCAUACACUCUGCACACGAAUGUAUUCACGCAAGGGAAAGGCAACAGAGAACAACAGUUCCAUCUAUGGUUCGACCCCACCAAGGACUUCCAUACUUAUUCUCUUCUUUGGAAUCCUCAAAGCAUCAUAUUCUCUGUGGACGGCACACCAAUAAGGGAGUUCAAGAAUUGGGAAUCAAAAGGAGUUCCAUUUCCUAAGAAUCAAGCAAUGAGGAUAUACUCAAGUCUAUGGGACGCAGAAGAUUGGGCCACAAGGGGUGGGCUUGUGAAGACUGAUUGGACCCAAGCCCCAUUCACAGCCUCAUACAAAGGCUUCAAUGCACAAGCUUGUGUUUGGAGCUCUUCUUCAGGCUCCUCUUGUUCUUCAAAACAAGGCCAAUCAUGGUUCACUCAGUCACUUGACUCAACUGGGCAAGCAAGAAUCCAGUGGGUUCAGAAGAACUACAUGAUCUACAAUUACUGCACUGAUACCAAACGAUUCCCACAAGGCCUUCCUCCUGAAUGCACCCUUGCAUGAUCAACACGUUUCUUAUCAUUUCUUUGCCCUGUCUUGUAUAAAUUGAAUAAACAAACAAAAACCUAGGAUCUUCCGUUUAUAUUUUAUAUAUACUUUAUUUAUUAGGCAUUCUACUCUCUGCAAUCCAGAUUCGUUGUAAUUUUUGGUUAUGAAUAAUAAACUUGUUUAGAUUGUUAAACAACAUUAUAAAAGAAA
Messenger RNA from Arachis ipaensis, 1195 nucleotides. Its product is annotated as putative xyloglucan endotransglucosylase/hydrolase protein 23. Gene Ontology annotation, molecular function: hydrolase activity, hydrolyzing O-glycosyl compounds; xyloglucan:xyloglucosyl transferase activity. Gene Ontology annotation, biological process: xyloglucan metabolic process; cell wall biogenesis. NCBI's taxonomy places the organism in Eukaryota, Viridiplantae, Streptophyta, Magnoliopsida, Fabales, Fabaceae. Gene Ontology annotation, cellular component: apoplast; cell wall. The record is from RefSeq and is a predicted model, not a curated record.